CUUUUAUUUCCGAGUCGUCGCAGAUGUGGGAGAUGGUGGCGGCGAGCAAGACUUACGAUUCCGACAUUGCUAAGAAAGGGAGGCUGAGACGGGAGGAAGGGGAAAAUUGGGAGACAACCAAACCUCCUCGCUGUACGCCUACUCACCUCUCUCGCUGUUUCCCUCAAAGACUACCACGUGGACAUUGAUUUUCCUCGCGUCCGCCUUUCGUCAGGCUGCCAACGUCCACCAAAACAAGGCGCAAGACCCAACAGAAGAGGCGCAAACGAUGCCAACCGACACCUCAACCCCAACGCUCACCCCAGCCCAACUGGAAGAACACCUCCACCUCCGAAUCCAACGCCUGGAGGUAGAAGCCACCAGCUACCACGACAUCCUCUGCGAGCGCGACGCCUCAAUCCAAAGCCUGCAAGACCAGCUCCAACGCGUCCGGGACGAGAAUGCCACGCUCCGCACCCGGAACGCGACGUUGUCGCGCGACAUGCACGGGUUGUUGUCGUCGUCGUCGUCGUCAUCGCAGGGAUCGGCGGGCGAGGGUUCAUCGCCGCUGCUAGCGCGACCGGACGCGGAUGGUUCGUCGCGGAAAUUGGCCGUGGCGGAGGAGAUUAUUUCCGAGUCGCAGCAGAAGUAUGACGAGCUGCGGGCGAAAUACGACGUCGCUUGCGAGGAGAGGCGACAGUCGAGAGAGCAGGCUUUGAAAAUGCAACAGGAGAUUCGAGACUUGAGGGAGCAGGUUUCCGCGAUCCAUAAGGAGAGAGAUGCGCUGCGGACGAGUUAUGACCUCGCCUCGGAGGGAAAUGCGAGGCUGAAGGAGCACUUUCCCAAGUGUUCGGAGCGGAGCGAAGAGCAGGAAAAGGCUCUGUGGAAGUUGCGUGAUGCGCUUGGAAAGAAGGAGAAGGAGAUUGUGAAGCUGCAGUAUGCGGUCGACCAACAGAAGGCGACACUUGGAACGAAGGAGAAGGAGAUUGUGAAGCUGCAGGAUGUGGUCGACCAACAGAAGGCGACACUUGGAACGAAGGGGAAGGAGAUUGUGAAGCUGCAGGAUGUAGCCGACCAACAGAAGACGACGCUUCGAACGAAGGGGAAGGAGAUUGUGAAGCUGCAGGAUGUGGCCGACCAACAGAAGACGACACUUGGAACGAAGGAGAAUGAGAUUGUGAAGCUGCAGGAUGUGGUCGAUCAACAGAAGGCGACACUUGGAACGAAGGAGAAUGAGAUUGUGAAGCUGCAGGAUGUGGUCGAUCAACAGAAGGCGACACUUGGAACGAAGGGGAAGGAGAUUGUGAAGCUGCAGGAUGUGGCCGACCAACAGAAGGCGAGGCUUGAGAAGCAGAUCCAAAAGCUUGCUAUCGCAGGCGAUGAGCUAGGCAGAGCCAACUCCACGCUGCUUCAAAGCGAUUGGUACCGACGAUGUGUUGCCCUGUGUAGGGAGUCUCACUGGAUACCAGACGAGUGGUGGUUUGAAGGCGAAGUGAAUAGCCGACUCAGGGUGGUCAUGGAGGUCCUGAAGGAAGUCAGCGACCUCCGAGGCGGCAUGGUUAACAAUUCUCCAUCCAUGUGUCGCAUCCAUCGAAUCGUCCUUGCUGUUGCAUGCCUUGGCCUCUUUCAGUCCAACAUCCAGUAUCUCCUCGACGGUCUGAUUGCCCUGGCAAUAGGUUGUUUGGUGAGCGGUGGAGCACUGGCUCAACGGCAACGACUGGAGCUGGAGCUUGAGCCGGAGGGCCUAGGAAGUCAACGUGCUCGAGGCCACAAGUGUACAAUCCACCAGUGUGAUGCAGAAAAAGCGGAUCUGCAGCGUGAUCGGUCGAAACGGUGGAGGAGGAAGUGA
Messenger RNA from Zymoseptoria tritici IPO323, 1828 nucleotides. RefSeq lists its product as uncharacterized. Bases 269 to 1828 code for a protein of 519 amino acids. The transcript is spliced from 3 exons. Lineage: Eukaryota; Fungi; Ascomycota; Dothideomycetes; Mycosphaerellales; Mycosphaerellaceae. The record is from RefSeq and is a predicted model, not a curated record.